AGACCAAGGAGAUGAAUGUGGACUACAGGAAGUCACAGAGAGAGGGUCACGUUCCCAUUCACAUCAACGGAGAGAUAGUAGAGACAGUUAAGAGCUACAAGUUCCUUGGCAUUAACAUCUCUGAGGAUCUUUCCUGGAGCCUUCACUCAGAGACCAUAGUGAGAACAGCCCGUCAGCGUGUCUACUUCCUGCGGAGACUGAAGAGGUUUGGCAUCUCCUCUAACAUCAUGUCAAACCUUUACCGCUGCACUAUAGAGCAUUCUGACCAGCUGCAUCACUGUAUGGUACGGCAACUGCUCUUCCUUGGACUGCAAAGCUCUUCAGCGAGUGGUGAGAACAGCAGAGCUCAUCAUUGGACAUAAACUCCCAGCCUUACAGGACAUCUAUCAGACUCGCUGCUUGAGAAAGGCUCGCAGCAUCAUCAGGGACCGCACUCACCCUGCUCAUCACCUGUUUGCCACACUGCCAUCUGGCAGAUGUUUCCGAUCCAUCCGUUCACGGACAACCAGACUGAAGAACAGCUUCUAUCUUCAAGCCAUAAGACUACUUAACAAUCAGCUUUCCUCCAUCUAAAAAACGGAAUACAUGCUGCUCUUAUGUUUACUUCAUUGUACUUGCCUUGCACUGCCACUUUUUUUUUUUAAAUACUCCUUAAUGUUUCUCUGUGACACUCUACAAUGACUUUUGGACAUUGCUCUACUCAGGAAUACAUCUGAAUGUGUGCUGCUCUUAAGUUUAUUUAUUGCAUCUGCACUGCCACUUAAAUUUUCCUACAUGUAGCUCUACGUCACACUACAAAGACAUUUUAGACACCGUUCUACCUCAGCAAUCAUAAUACUACCUCAGGACUUCUUAUGUACUCUAUAUAUUCUAAACACUGAUUACCUUUAUUGUACCUGUUACUUCCACUUAUUUGCAUAUACUGCUCUGUCUAUGCCUUUCUGUCUAAGGGCACUGUAGUCACUCAAUCUCAGUGCUCUCCAUGUACGUCUAUGUCUUAUGUCUUGUUAUUGUCACUGUGUGUCUGAGCCUCGUCACAAGCAUUUCAAUGCCCAGUUUUCCCCAGUGUUAACUAUGCAAAUGACAAAUAAAUGCCUCUUGACUCUUGACUCUUGUAAUCUUGAGGGGUAGACUUGUUUAAAAUAAUGUAAUGCUAUCCAGUCCAAAUUAAUGCCACUUUUGAUCAUAUCAUGUUUGGCCCACUUAUUUUCAAAUAUACAACUAUAUUUCGGCCUCAUUUCUAACAUCUCAUUUUGUUUGUUCAGGUAUGGCCAUUUCUCUGGCAUUAAUCGCAAGGUUCAGUUAACAUAUCUCCCACAUGGCUCUCCUAAAACAUCCAGUGAAGAGGAAGACAUGCGGAGGGAUGAUCCAUCACUCCUGCUGGUUUUGAAGUGGGGAGGAGAGCUGACUCCAGCAGGCAGGGUACAGGCUGAAGAACUUGGCCGGGCCUUCAGGUGUAUGUACCCUGGAGGACAAGGCGAUUACGCUGGCUUUCCCGGCUGUGGCCUUCUCCGUCUGCACAGCACGUACAGGCAUGACCUGAAGAUAUACGCCUCUGAUGAAGGACGCGUUCAGAUGACUGCUGCAGCGUUUGCUAAAGGCCUGCUGGCAUUAGAGGGCGAGCUGACACCCAUCCUGGUGCAGAUGGUAAAGAGUGCCAAUAUGAAUGGGCUGCUGGACAGUGACAGCGACUCCUUAAGCAGCUGCCAACAGAAAGUCAAAGCACGACUUCAUGACAUUCUGCAGAAGGACAGAGAAUUCAUGCCUGAAGACUACGAGAAGCUGGUGCCCACCUCCGGCACAUCUCUGGUGAAGUCCAUGCAGAUGGUUAAAAACCCUGUGAAGACGUGUGAUAAGGUGUACUCCCUCAUCCAGAGCCUGACGCUGCAGAUCCGCCAGAGAAUGGAAGACCCCAAAUCUGCAGAUAUUCAGUUGUACCACAGUGAGACUCUUGAGCUGAUGCUGCGUCGGUGGUCUAAACUGGAGAAGGAUUUCAAGAUGAAGAACGGCCGAUACAACAUCAGCAAGAUCCCUGAUAUCUACGACUGCAUCAAAUAUGACGUGCAGCACAACAGCUUGUUAAAGCUGGACAACACCAUGGAAAUUUACCGUCUGUCCAAAGCCCUGGCAGACAUCGUCAUCCCACAGGAAUAUGGUAUUUCUCAAGCUGAGAAACUGGACAUAGCCAAAGGUUACUGUACACCUCUUAUUCGCAAGAUCCGCUCUGACCUACAGAGGACACAAGACGAUGACACUGUUAACAAACUGCACCCUGUAUAUUCCAGAGGUGUCAUGUCUCCAGAACGUCAUGUGCGGACCAGACUUUACUUCACCAGUGAGAGCCACGUUCACUCGCUGCUGUCUGUCUUGCGUUAUGGAGCCCUCUGUGAUGAGGCCAGAGAUGAUCAGUGGAAGAGAGCCAUGGACUACCUCAAAAUAGUCAGUGAGCUGAACUACAUGACACAGAUAGUCAUCAUGCUCUAUGAAGACCCAAACAAGGAUCCUUCAUCAGAGGAUCGUUUCCAUGUGGAGCUUCAUUUCAGUCCAGGAGCUAAAGGCUGUGAAGAAGAUAAAAACCUGCCGUCUGGAUUUGGAUAUAGACCGGCAUCCAGGGAGAAUGAAGGCUCUAAGAAGAAAUCCCAUAAUGACAGUGAUGAGGAGGCCGGUGGUGCUCGACGUGACGAGCCGGAUCGAGCUCUUAUGAUGUUCCGCCCCAUGGUGUCAGAUCCCAUCUACAUCCACAGGAAGUCCCCUCUUCCCCGCUCCAAAAAAAUCGGCUCUGUGGAAUCCCCAUUGCAGAAAGACUUUCUCAAGACGCCUGCUGGCAAAGAAGAGAGCCCCCUGAGUGUGUCUAGCCCUGACUCUUUAGGUACCUGGAUUCAUUACACCUGUGGUGUUGGUACUGGGCGUCGAAGACGCAAAUCAGGGGACCAAAUCACUUCCUCCCCAGUCUCCCCCAAAUCACUGGCUUUCACAUCCAGUAUUUUUGGCUCAUGGCAACAGGUUCUGUCAGAGAACAACAGCCACAGCAGGCCCAGCAGACUUCACCUGGAUCACAAGCUCAAUCCUGGAUUAGGGUCUCAUUGCGCUGGCUUGUUUAGCACCAUGGUGCUGGGUGGCUCCUCCAGUGCACCUAACCUACAAGAUUACGCUCACGCACACCGUAAAAAGCUGACCUCCUCUGGCUUCUUAGAUGAGGCUACACGUGGUUCUGCUGUAAAAAGGUUUUCUAUCUCAUUUGCGCGACACCCAACCAAUGUGUUUUCCAGUAUGUUCAGUGGUUUUGAGUUGUACUCCAUGGUUCCUUCAAUCUGUCCCCUGGAGACCCUCCAUAAUUCCCUGUCUCUCAAACAAGUGGAUGACUUCCUCGCCUCCAUAGCCAUAUCCCAUGAUCCUGUACUGGAUAUAUCUGCAUCCUCCCCAGCUGUGUCCACAAAGAAGGUUCCUUUGAACACUUACACUCCAGCAAAAGUUUUGCCCUGUCCUUUCACCCAGUCUCUUGGCAAGAAGACGUGCUCAAAAGAGAAGCAUGGAUCAGAUCAAGUUGAUUUUCCAGCCAGAAAACCCAGAGGGGUUUUAGCUGAUCUUUCAGAUCAUGGUGUGAGUAGCGGCAAAACCUCACAGCCAAGUUCAGAGACCAAGCAGCCCAAGCCUGCUCCCAACACUUCUAUCCUUCUGCCACCUCAAUCUCAUGACCCUGCCGUUAAAACCCAACAACAAUCCAGUGGCACAGCAGCACCUGAAACCCCUGCUCUAGAAAACAAGAGUGCUUCAAAAACAAUGUCCGGCUUUUACACAUGACAUCCAUCUGCAAACCCCGAACCAGAGCACAACUAAAAACACUGCUAUCAAAGCACACAAUGCCAAGCUCAUGGACAACUGAUGCAUACCUUAACUGGACCCAGUGAACUAAAAAAAGAGCAUGUUACGGGCCUUACUUCAUUACUUUUAGUGACAAGAAUUUGUCGUAAUUAGCUGUACCUUUAUUUGCAUUUAAAGGAACAUCUCACUGAAUGUUUGAUACCAAAACACAGUCCACCAAAAGAUAUUACAUUGUUGUAAUUACAAUCAUAUCGUAGGCUUAUUUAGCUUUUCCAUUCACCUUGAAUGGUUCAGAAGAAUGUGUUACAUUUAUCUUGUAUAUUUAAAUGUUAAAAUGGAAAAGCUCACAUAGAAUAAUUACUUGUCAUAGUAUGACAUGUUGCUGCAGCUGGUAUAUAAUUCUUUUGGAAUAUUUAUUGAAUGCAGCACUUUCUAGGGACUCAUCAAACAAGGUCCAAAGUAAUAUUUCUUAUUUAGAAUUAUAUUUUUAAUGUGUAGAUUAUAAUACAAUCAGACUGUGCACUUCUUUCCCUCCACUGCAGCUAACAUCUGCCUUUUAUGUUAACAAGUACUUUUCAAUCAAACUGAAAUUAAACAUGAAUGUUGUGAAAAUUGGGAA
Messenger RNA from Carassius auratus (goldfish), 4441 nucleotides. Its product is annotated as inositol hexakisphosphate and diphosphoinositol-pentakisphosphate kinase 2-like. The coding region runs from base 1171 to 3801 and encodes 876 amino acids. The record is from RefSeq and is a predicted model, not a curated record. Gene Ontology annotation, biological process: inositol phosphate biosynthetic process; inositol metabolic process. Gene Ontology annotation, molecular function: inositol hexakisphosphate kinase activity; 5-diphosphoinositol pentakisphosphate 1-kinase activity. The transcript is spliced from 20 exons. Lineage: Eukaryota; Metazoa; Chordata; Actinopteri; Cypriniformes; Cyprinidae. Gene Ontology annotation, cellular component: cytosol.